Neohortaea acidophila is the source of this 414-nucleotide messenger RNA. RefSeq lists its product as uncharacterized. Lineage: Eukaryota; Fungi; Ascomycota; Dothideomycetes; Mycosphaerellales; Teratosphaeriaceae. The record is from RefSeq and is a predicted model, not a curated record. The coding region runs from base 1 to 414 and encodes 137 amino acids. The transcript is spliced from 3 exons.
AUGGCCGACCACGAAAAGAUCGAAUCCUCCACGCAUCACGAGGAGACUGUCAGCAACCCGGAUAUCAUCAAGCCGACAGAAGCAGGCGAUGAAGCUGCAAAAGUGUUGAACAGCUACGAUGGUCCCACGUCUUGGGAGGUUGCCGAAGAACGGAAGCUGAGGCGCAAGAUCGACUGGCGCCUCAUGCCCGUCCUCUGCUUCACCUAUGCCCUUCAAUACUACGACAAAUACAAUUCGGGCUGGCUCAUCACAACCGUCACAGCAGCCGCAGCGAGCGUACUGAUCCUCGUCUACCGCGCGCUUUGUAUCUGGGACAAUCGCCGGCGAGACGCGUCGGGGACGAUGGAACGCUUCGACCACGCCUACGAAGAUCCCACGGAUAAAGAGAACCGUCAAUUCCGAUACAUCAUGUAA